Molecule: messenger RNA, 1212 nt
Organism: Microdochium trichocladiopsis
Lineage: Eukaryota; Fungi; Ascomycota; Sordariomycetes; Xylariales; Microdochiaceae
Exons: 1
Coding region: 1-1212 (403 amino acids)
Source: RefSeq, a predicted model, not a curated record
AUGUACCAGGCUGCGAGCGGCGAUCAACCAGAGUACCUGCAUAAGAACUUGACUGUGACGAGCAAGACCGCAAAGGCCAGGGCAGCACAAGCCGAGACAGCACAGGCAGGCAAGGCAGCACAGGCGGCAGCCGCCUCGCAAGUGUUUGAAGCAGACACAAUCAUCAACGACCAGCCGAGCACGAUCGGAACCUCUGCCCGUGCCCCCAGCGUCACGCCCCGUGCUGAUUCUCCUGCUGGUCCUGAUCCUUCUCCGCCCAACACUCCAAUGGCUGCCGAGGCGGCAUUCACCCACCUUCUGAACCCACCUCGAUUUGACGGUGGUCGAGUCAACGACCCGUUUUUUGCAAAGUGGCGCGCUCACUGCUACCUGCUGCACAUGCUCCUGGGAGAGUGCGCCAAAGUCGUCGUGCCUGUGGCUCCAGCAACCAACACCACCGAUCACAUCUUGCCGGGCAACUCGUGGAAGUUCCUCACCUUCCGCAACCGCACAAAGUACACGCGGUGCAUGGAUGAGUUCCUCAUGUCCAUGCGCGCCUACCUGAAGGGCUUCAUCACAGGCAAGGGCGAAUCGCUGCUCGCCGACUGGAAGCUGCACUUGGGUCACGGCGGCGACCUCACUGACAAGGCCGGUGCCCUUGAUGUCAACAAGCUUGACCUCGAUAGUGAGCGUAUUGAAGAUGGCAAGGCCGGACGGGUCUACGUCACGCAGUGCCCCGAAGACGUGUGGCAUCUGCGCAACAUCUGGUUGCUCGAGCCACCCGAGCUUCCGCCUCCCCAACCCACGGCUCCAGCUUCGUCCACCAAGUCCGCAACGACAACGGCCAAGAAAGCCUCGGCGGCAACAGCCCAGGCAUCCGAGAAGAAGCCAACCACCAACACCGCAACGACCACCACCAAACCCACAAUGACCGUCCCCAACACCGUCGACCCAACCACCAAGACCAGCACGCCCAACAUCAAGCCCAACAGCGAGAACAUCCCUUACGACUACACGGACCCGCUGCAGGCCAUCAGGAUGUGGGACAAGCGCCUCCAGACCCACGGCAACAACGGCCUGACAUUCAUCGACCCGCUGCUGCUCUCUAAGACGAAGGUGCUAGUCCGGUCAAUCGAGUGUCGGGACCCGCUGUGCUUUGUCUGUGCGGGCCGGCUGCCGCCUUCGAUCCCGAGUGGCCAGGGAAGGAAGGUGACGAAGGCGGACCUGAAGUAG